GGCUUGGGCAAAAGAGAUCCUCAUUGUUUCAGUAAAUCUCUCGGAGUUUCGACAUGAAGGAAUCGCUGAGUUUUGGGGGUGGAACCUACAGAACCCGGGAAAUCAUCUUGGUGACUGUGGCCGUCGUAGCUGUAGCGCUGUGUAUUUUGUUUCUAGGAUUGUACGCUACCAAACCAAGCAGUUCAGACAACGCUUCAAAACAAAGUAAAACCUCUGCUCAGCACGCAAUGACGCCCAAACCAAACCCGAUCUGCGAAACACCGUCCUGCCUGGAAACGACGGCCUACGUCUGGUCACUGGUUAACACGAGCGCGAACCCCUGUGAAGACUUCUACUCGUAUGCCUGUGGUUACUGGCCCUCACAAAAUCCACUGCAGCCAAACGAAUACACUAACAGUGUCAUUCGCAAAAUUAGAAAGGACAAUGAAUUAAGAAUCCGCCGACUGCUGGAGUCACCCAAGCUUCGAGCUGUUCCUUGGGGAAGCGAACGGAAAGUUAAAGACUUAUACAGGUCAUGCCUUAACGAGUACGGAAGGAUGAAGUCCGGUGGGAAUCCAUUUAUAGAGAAAGUUCUGAAGGUCGUCGGUGGCUGGUAUGUUGUGGGUAACUUCAAUGCCGAUAGAUGGGACCUUCUCACCAACAUUGAGAAAGUCCACGUGGAUUUCGGCACAAAUGUUCUGUUUACGAUUCGCGUGGCAACAGACUGGACCUUUCCAUCUCGACGAAUUAUAUCUCUUUCAAGCGUCCAAACUGGAAUGUAUAGGUGGUAUUAUACAGCUACCUACUCAUACGCAAACAAGACACGCACGGCUUACAUGGACUACAUGAGAACAGUGGCUGGUUUGUUGGUGAGAGAUGCUGAUGUGAGCAUGACAGACACAGACAAGACUAACCGCAUCAAUGUAUUCGUCGAUGACGUCAUGAACAUGGAGUCCAUACUGGCAAACAUAAGCUCCACCUCAAGGUAUGACGUACAAAGCCACGAGCGAGAGAAGAAGGUUCGAAUCAACAACCUGACAGCAUUAACGGACACAACGUUUAAUUGGGUGUCGUUCUUCUCCUACAUGUUUGACAAGCCGAGAGUUAGCGAGUGGACCUUCAUAGCCAUACCAGAGAAAGACUACAUCCGGAAAAUGUCCCAAGCCAUAAAUAACCUAGGCCCGAACAAAAACAGGAUACUGAACAACUACUUCACGUGGACCAUGCUCCGGAAGUACGUACCGCACAUGUCUGCCGAGUAUAUCCACGCGGCGCGCGCCUACAGGAAGGCCCGCUUCGGCUACACUGAAUUCUCCUCCACUUGGGAAGAGUGCUUUGAUUACGCGGCCAGCACCAUGAAAGAUGCUAUGAGUCAUCUGUACAUUAAGGAUCAUUUUGCGGACGAGAACAAGGAUAAGGUUACCGAGAUUGCUCAGAGCGUGAGACAAGCCUUGGUGGACAGUCUGACAGGGAAUAGCUUCAUGGACGCUGAGACCCGUGCCUAUGCCAGGACAAAGGUUCAGAGCAUCGUGGACAAAAUCGGCUACCCACAGUAUAUCUUAGACAACGAUUCCGUGGAUAGGAUAUAUCAAUCAUUAGAGAUUCACGACAACGACUACUUCCAAAAUGUCCUGAACAUGAACAAAUUUGCAAGAGUGGAUAUGAACAAGCAGUUGCAAGGAAGUCGGGCGGACCCAGACCAGUGGGGCUAUCACAGCGCUAUAGACGCCUGGCACGCCUACAUCCACUACCUCAACCAGGUUGUCAUACCCGCCGGCUUGCUUCAGCAUCCCAUAUAUGACUACAAACUGCCUCACUACCUAAACUUUGGCUCUGUUGGCACCCUUUUUGCCGAGAGUUACAUCCGCGCUAUUGACAGGAUAGGUUCACUAUUCGAUAAAGAUGGUGACAGAGUAAGCUCAGAGCGUAACCCAUUUACAUACAACGGAUGGUGGUCGGACACGACUCUUAGCAAAUACACGGAUAUCAGAAGCUGUUUGAUGAACUAUACUGUCAACAAAACAGAGAGCACUACUACUGGCGGAGCCAAUCCGGUCAGGGUGUCGUCGUAUAUGACAAUAAACAUGGCGGAAAACUUAGCGGAAGAAGUUUGGAUGGUCAAGAUAGCAAUGAAGGCAUACCAGGCUUGGGUAGCAAAGAAUGGUGCCGAACUGAUGCCCCCCUCUAUUGGCCUCACAAACCAGCAGAUGUAUUUCGUCGCAUAUGCACAGACCCAGUGUUAUGUGAAUAGCCCUGUCCAGGACAGCUAUCACGAUUUGUACGGUUUUUUUAGGAAAUCGUUCACAACAAACAUGGCCCUUUCCCAGGUGAAAGAGUUUUCUGAUGUAUUUAAAUGUCCUGACACAGCUAUGUUAAAUCCAUCGAACAGAUGUCCCUUGAACUGACGAAACUUUACAGACUAUUCACGUUAAGUUUGUCUUAUAUCUAGUGAUGUUAUAACACUGGCUGUGGGGUCAGUGCGUGUGUAAAUUGUGCAGUGCACGAAUAGCUCGUGAGCAAUUUUUUGUACCAAAAUUCAUCGGCCGCUAUUUCGACGAAUAAAUGUACGUUUAUCUCAUUAUAACUUUUUGACUGUUGACUUAUUUCUUAAAAUGCUCGAAGUACUACUCAUUUUAUAUUUUUCAAAUAUUUGUUUUUAGCUUUCGCUAAUAUGUUAUUUAUCCAUAUAAAUUGAAGUGUAAAUGGUCUGAAAACCGAUCU
Messenger RNA from Liolophura sinensis, 2700 nucleotides. RefSeq names its product neprilysin-like. The record is from RefSeq and is a predicted model, not a curated record. Lineage: Eukaryota; Metazoa; Mollusca; Polyplacophora; Chitonida; Chitonidae. Gene Ontology annotation, molecular function: metalloendopeptidase activity. The transcript has 14 exons. Bases 54 to 2384 code for a protein of 776 amino acids. Gene Ontology annotation, biological process: protein processing. Gene Ontology annotation, cellular component: plasma membrane.